Molecule: messenger RNA, 1848 nt
Organism: Eucalyptus grandis
Lineage: Eukaryota; Viridiplantae; Streptophyta; Magnoliopsida; Myrtales; Myrtaceae
Product: probable glycosyltransferase At5g03795
Exons: 3
Coding region: 217-1665 (482 amino acids)
Molecular function (GO): glycosyltransferase activity
Source: RefSeq, a predicted model, not a curated record
CGGCUCAGACCCGGUUCACCCGAAAACGAGAAUAGAAACGAAACGAACCAUCCAAAGCCAACUUGGCCCGAGGACAGAAGAGCCCCCUUCUUGUCUUACUUUCUGUAUCAGCUCGGCUCCGGGCAGCAGCAGCAGCAGCAGCAGCAGCAGAGAGAUGAAGGGGAAGUGAUUCUCAGCGACCCUUCUCUCUCUCUGUCUCUGCGUUGGUGAUGGGAGAUGGCUCCACCGUCUCUGCUCCUCCACUACUCGCAGCGCCGCCUCUCCCACUCCACCCGGGGGGGCUUCUUCUUCGUGCCCACCACCCUGGCCCUCCUCACCUCCCUCCUCAUCCUCUUCUACCUCUUCACCACCUCCAACAUCUUCUUCCUCCACUACCGCCGGCCCACCCUCACCCUCGAGAUGCCCAAGCUCCUUUCCUCCGGCGUCGCCCGCCGGUCCUCCCCGGUCUCUCCCGAUGGAGGACCCGCCGCCGGGAGCUCUCCGGGUGAGGAAUCGCCCGGAGCCGCCGGCCGCCCCGCCGUGGCCGGAGGGAGCGGCGGUCGCGGAGUCAACGCCGGUCAGCGCGGGUCGGGAGACCGAUUUGGGCCCAGCGGCGACCAUGUGAAUAACAACGACGUGUACCAUAACAGAGAUGUCUUCGAGAAAGACUAUAGAGAAAUGAAUAGGAGCUUUAAGAUAUAUGUUUAUCCUCACAGGCGGGACGAUCCCUUCGCUAAUGUUCUCCUGCCGGUGACUUUUGAGCCUGGUGGUAAUUACGCCAGUGAAAGUUACUUCAAGAAGAGCCUCAUGAAGAGCCACUUCAUCACAAAGGAUCCAACUGAGGCAGAUUUGUUCUUUAUGCCCUUCUCUAUCGCAAGGUUGCGACAUGACCCGAGAGUUGGCGUUGCGGGCAUCCAGGAUUAUGUAAGGGAUUAUGUCCUCAACAUUACUCGGAGAUAUCCUUACUGGAAUCGGACAGGCGGGGCCGAUCACUUCUAUGUCGCUUGUCACUCCAUCAGUCGGUCCGCCAUGGAUAAAGCAAGUGAGGUGAAGAUGAAUGCCAUCCAGGUUGUGUGCUCUUCAAGCUAUUUCCUGCCUGGUUAUAUAACUCACAAGGAUGCAUCUCUGCCUCAAGUUUGGCCAAGACAGGGUGAUCCUCCUAAUAUCAUAUCGUCGAAGAGGAACAAACUUGCAUUCUUUGCUGGGGGAAUAAACUCCCCUGUCCGGGAAAAGCUUGUCAAAGCAUGGAGAAAUGACUCUGAGAUCUUUGCUCACUAUGGCCGGCUCACCACGCCAUACUCUGAUGAGCUUCUCGGGAGCAAAUUUUGCCUCCAUGUCAAAGGCUUUGAAGUAAACACAGCCCGCAUUGCAGAUUCAUUGUAUUAUGGUUGUGUCCCUGUGAUAAUCGCCAAUCACUAUGAUCUCCCAUUCGCGGACAUAUUGAACUGGAAGAGCUUCUCGGUCGUGGUUGCCACUUUGGACAUUCCAUUGCUUAAGAGAAUCCUCAAGGGAGUGAGCAGCGACAAGUUCUCGAUGUUCCAAAGCAAUGUAAUGAAGGUCCGGAAACAUUUUCAGUGGCAUCCAUCCCCGGUCGAUUAUGACGCCUUUUGCAUGGUUAUGUAUGAGCUGUGGCUGCGAAGAAGUACCAUCAGAGUCCCACUAACUGCUUCCUUUGGUUCCAAUUGAUCCUUGUACAAUUUCCUGUUCCACUUAUUCAGAAACCACACUGGCGCUGCACAUUUGUAAAGUUCCACAGUCGAUAUGUUGAGGAAAUAAAAAUGGGUGUUUGAGACAAAGUGUCAGGAUAGGAAGUGCAACUGUUCUGUUACAUUUCACACAAAUGAGGAGAUAUUUCAUGUAUGGCGCAUC